AAUGCUCUGUGUCCUACAGAUGCAGUGUGAUGGGAGCACCAAAAUGAGCAGCUCCUCCAGUCCUGGUCCCACUCGGGAAUGGGGCAGGCAGCCGCUGGGAGGAGCCGUUUUUGGGAUGUCCAAAGCAUUUUUGGGACGGCCAAAAAUGUGGGGAGUCUGAGUCAGCGCUGUUCAUCCUCAGCAAGCUGGGAUCCUCCUCCUCUGUAACCCCCUGGGGGGCACUGAGCCCCCACUGUCCCAGCGCUCGGCGACCGCGGUGCCCGAGGGACACCCCUAGGUGUGCCCAAAUCUGCGUGACUCCCCCCGGAGGUUAAUCCAGCGCCCAAAAUCCCGGGGGCAGCGGCGGUUCGGGAGCGGGGGCGAUGGCGCCGGGGGCCGGGCCGGGCUUGGAGGCAGCGCCGCUGUCAGCACGGAGGCACCGCAGGGUGCAGAGGGCCGGGGUGCCCGGCGGGCGGCAGCGCCGGCGGUGCCCCCGGUGCCCGUGUCCGCCGCGCCCCGCCCGCCCGGCAGUGACGCGCUGGCCUCGCAGGGCGGAGCCUCCGCCCUCCGCUCCCGCCAUCACCAAACUUUCCGCCGGCCCCAGCCGCCGCCGCCGCCUCCCCGGCACAUGGUACCGCCACCCCGGCGCUGAGCCCCGCCAGCACCCCCGGCCGGGGCGACGCCACCGCGGGGAGCGGGGACAGCGCGGCCGCCACCGCGGGGAGCGGAGACAGCGCGGCCGCCACCGCGGGGAGCGGAGACAGCGCGGCCGCCACCGCGCCAGCGCCGCUGUCACCGCCACCCAUCGCGGGGCUCUCGGGAGGACGGGGCAGAGCGGCGAGGGGCGGCCGGAGGCAGCGGAGCCGGUGCCCAUGUGCCCGCGGUCGCGGCGGGGCGAUGAAGCCGCGAUGAGCGCGGCGGGCGCGGGCACCGUGCGGCCCUGGAAGCCCGACCCGGGGCAGGCGGACGGGGGGCGGCCGCCGCCGGGGCCGGCGCUGCCGCUGACCCUCAGCGUGCUGGCCUGGCUGGGCACCGGCACCACCAUGGCCGGCCUCAACAAGUGGAUCUUCGCGGCGCACGGCUUCCGCUACCCGCUGCUGCUCUCGGCGCUGCACAUGCUGUCCGGCGUGGCCGUGGGAUACCCGCUGGGCUGGGCACGGGCACCGGGCCCCCGGCCCCGCGCCAGGAUCUACCUGCUCAGCCUCACCUUCUGCACCAGCGUGGCCCUGGGCAACCUGGGCCUGAGCUACGUGCAGCUGGACGUGGCACAGGCCGUGGCCACCACCACGCCGCUGGUGACGCUGGUGCUGGGGCUGCUGGGGGGCCGGCGGCCGCACCCGCUGCAGUUCUGGGCCAUGGGGCCGGUGUGUGCCGGGGCCGCCUGCAGCAUCGCCGGCGGGCUCUGCUUCUCCCAGCCCGGCUGCGGCUUCCUCCUGGCCGCCACCGUGCUCCGUGCCCUCAAGUCCAUCCAGCAGAGUGUCCUGCUGCAGGAGGACCGUCUGGACGCGCUGUCCCUGCUCAGCCUGACGUCCCUGCCCAGCUUCGUGCUGCUGUUCGGGGCGGCCGUGGCGCUGGAGCUGGGCCCCUCGUGGCAGGGCGUCCUUCGCCCCGAUGCCGCGCUCUGGGGCUGCGUCCUGCUCAGCUGCCUGGGCUCUGUCCUCUACAACCUGGCCACCUCCUGCCUCCUGUCCCUCACCUCGGCCCUCACGCUGCACCUCCUGGGCAGCCUCACCGUGGUGGGCAACCUGCUGCUGUCGUGGCUGCUGUUCGGCACACGGCUGGGCGCACUGGGCUACGCCGGCGUGGCGCUGACGCUGGCAGGGAUGGUGCUGUACCACCAGCCCCGGCUCCUGGCCGCCUGCUGGGGCCUGCGUGGGCUGCGGCAACACCCGCACCACGAGUAGGGACCUGUGGGGGGGUUGGGGCCAGGAGGGCUCUGGGGGAGUGCUGUGCACGUGGGUGCCAGUGUGUGUGUGACUCUGUGCACGUGGGUGCCAGUGUUUGAGUCUGCACAUGUGUGCCCGUGCGUUUGUGACUCUGUGCACAUGUGUGCCAGUGUGUGUGUGUGUGAGACUCUGUGCACAUGUGUGCCGGUGUUUGAGUCUGCACAUGUGUGCCAGUGUGUGUGACUCUGUGCACGUGUGUGCCAGUGUGUGUGUGACUGUGCAUGUGUGUGCCCGUGUGUUUGUGACUCUGUGCACGUGUGUGCCAGUGUGCAUGGCUCUGUGUGCACACACAGCUGCUGAGGUGCACAAGUGCGUCAGUGUGCAUGGUUGUGUGCGUGUGCGUUUUCUGGUGUGCCCAGAAGUGAGUAUACACGUCCUGCUUUGCACAGUGUGCAGGUGUGCUGGUGUGCCCAGCACUGUGCACAUGGACGUGCUGACAUGCACACGUGUUGUGUGCAUCGGUGUUGAAUUGCACACUCUUGGGUGUGAGUGGGUCUGUGCACAGCUCUGUGCUUGUGAGUAUACACAGGCUCUGCAGGUGUGAGCAUGGCUCUGUGUGGGACAUGCCUGUGUUGAUGUGUGUGACACUGCACACAUUGGUGUGCACAGGCUCUGUGUGCAAGCAGGUCUUGUGCUUGUGGGCACGUGUGCAUUGCCACAGGCUGUACACAGGUGUGUACAUGGUGUCUGUGUGGCACACGUGUGCUGGUUAGGUGUGCACAGCUCUGUGUGUGUGCUGCUGGCAGGUACCGCUGUGCACUGGCUCUGCACAUGUCCCUGUGGGUGCACACGGGCUGGACGUGCCCAGGGACACAUGGCUCUGGAUACAGAGCCCCGUGCAUCCAGCUGCUGUCCCACGUGGGAAAAGAGACGUGUCUGUGUGUCUGUGUCUGUGUGUGUCACUACUGAGCUCUGCUGGCUGGAGUGGCCCCUGGCUCUCUAUGUACACUCGGUUCUCGUGGCCAAACCGAACACCCAGGACAGGGCGGGUGUGUGUCCCCUCUCCUGUCCCCAUCCCCACUGUGUCGUGACAAUCCCACGGGGCUGCCAGUGGUGCUGCCAGUGUUGUCUUUGUCCCCACUACGCCCCUCAGCCCCCACAGCUGUCCCCACCCCUCCCAGCUCGCUGCAGACUGGCAUCUGUGGCAGAGAUGGUGAGAGCCCAGCCGAGGGCACAGGAGCAGCCUGGGCCAGCUUCCAUCGCUCCAGGACAGUGCUGGGCUGUGACACAGGGCAGUGCUGGGCUGUCGCACAGCACAUGCUCACCAUGGCAAAGGGACAGUCCAGUGUGUGUGCCUGGCACCGCUGCUGGGGUCCGUGGUGGCCAUUGCCACACUUGUAUCUCCACGCCAGGGCUGAAGGACCCAGCUCCGAUUGCACUUGUCCCAAAAUAAAGCUCUAUUUUUGUUGUACUCCA
Messenger RNA from Vidua chalybeata, 3341 nucleotides. RefSeq names its product solute carrier family 35 member E4 (gene SLC35E4). Gene Ontology annotation, cellular component: Golgi apparatus. The record is from RefSeq and is a predicted model, not a curated record. Lineage: Eukaryota; Metazoa; Chordata; Aves; Passeriformes; Viduidae. The transcript has 2 exons. Gene Ontology annotation, molecular function: antiporter activity. The coding region runs from base 363 to 1883 and encodes 506 amino acids.